ACUUGCUGCAGAAGAACAGCAUGAGCUAUUAUGGAGGCAUCUCUUCUGGUGGAUGGGGCAGUCGGAGAGUCGAGUACGGGAGGACAUAUGUGGUGAGGCCAAAGGGGAGGCACCAGGCCACCAUUGUGUGGCUCCAUGGCCUAGGUGACAAUGGUGCAAGCUGGUCCCAGCUCCUGGAUUCUCUUUCAUUGCCAAAUAUCAAGUGGAUUUGCCCCACCGCAGCAACCCGGCCAGUCACUGCUUUCGGUGGAUUCCCUUGCACUGCAUGGUUUGAUGUGGACGAUAUCUCAGUGGAUGGCCACGAUGAUAUUGAAGGACUGGAUGCUUCAGCUGCACAUAUUGCAAACCUGUUGUCAUCAGAGCCACCUGAUGUGAAGGUUGGGAUUGGUGGUUUCAGCAUGGGUGCAGCUGCUGCCCUCCACUCUGCAGCAUGCUACGCUCAUGGCAAAUUCGCAAGCGGCAUGCCCUACCCAAUCACACUCAGUGCAGUCAUCAGCUUGAGUGGCUGGCUCCCUUGCUCCAGGACCCUGAGGAGCAAGAUGGAGAGUUCACACAUGGCUGCAAGAAGAGCUGCCUCCUUGCCGAUCCUACUAAGUCAUGGAAGAGUGGAUGAGGUUGUACCCUACAGGAAUGCUGACAGAUCAGUCGACACUCUGCGUUCCUCAGGGUUCUUGUAUCUGAAUUUCAAAUCCUACAAUGGGCUAGGCCACUAUACCAUCCCUGAAGAAAUGGACGAUGUCAGCAAAUGGAUCAGCUCGCGACUUGGCCUCGACAGAUCACGCUAAUGGAAAGGUGUAGCUUUGUGUGUCACCACACAGUUGCAAAAGUACAUGGAAAGAGUGUUUAACUAUGUAUAGGGGAAUGUUGGUUUGGUAGCUUGUAAUACUACAUGCUCACCUUAAUGGUGGCUUUUGUUGUCCUUGUUCUAUGUUACAUCUAGUAGUGUGCUCUGCUACUUGUAUGGAGUGGGCAUAUGUGACCUAGUGCUUGUUUGAUACUUUUCCUAACAAUAAUGCAGUUGAGGCCCCUUGUACUUGCAAUCAUAUUUAUACUUAAUGCUACUUGUCCUCUCAUCACUGAAGAAUCUAUAUAUUCAGGAUUCCCACAAACAUAAGAGAUUAAGAGGCAGAAAUAACUUUUGCAUGACCCAAAAAAAAAAAAACUAUUCCAUAUAGGUGGUGAAACGUGUAUAUACCUCUUUAGCAACAGUAUGGAUGAUAUUAACCAAAGGUGACAACAGA
This is a messenger RNA of Oryza brachyantha (malo sina), 1241 nucleotides long. Its product is annotated as acyl-protein thioesterase 1 homolog 1-like. The transcript is spliced from 9 exons. The record is from RefSeq and is a predicted model, not a curated record. Bases 21 to 785 code for a protein of 254 amino acids. NCBI's taxonomy places the organism in Eukaryota, Viridiplantae, Streptophyta, Magnoliopsida, Poales, Poaceae. Gene Ontology annotation, molecular function: hydrolase activity.